AUUUAAUGUAAAGUUAAGAUAAAUUUGGCAAAUUGCCAUGAACUUCCGGUUUGAGAUAAAGACACACGCGGAUCUAUCGAGAAAAGAACGCGAAAUUUAUUAAAAAAUACCUGAUCCGGAAAAACAUACCAAGUAAUUUUACUCUUUCAUUAUCUAAAUAUGUCCAACAACGGUGCUCCGGAUUCUUGGGAAAAUCAAGCGGAUGUCAUAGGUGAACAAGGUGCAAAAGAUUCCAAUGAUGUGUCUACUAAAUUUUCCACAUUGAAUGUAAAUGCCGUGGAGUUCGUGCCUUCUUUUUGUAAGCCUUCUCAGGCAAGCGAUAAUUCGGAAUCUCCCAGUACACCACAAAAAUCCGAGAGUGGAUCCACUAAUUCCGCUGGGAGUCCCGUCUUAAACGGGUGUGGUGAUGGUGGUGGUGAAAGUGGAGAUAAUGGGGCGGCUUCAGCAUCUCCAAGAGUGGAAGAGCCACCGCCCGUACCACCGGCUGGCACUCCUGCCACCACUGCAUUGCCUGUCCCACCCGAUGUCUCUCCCACUGCAGACAGUUGGGAGGCCGAAGCUGAUGAUGCACUACUUACACCUGAAGACAACAACGAAGCUGACGAAGAAGAAAUCGAACAACAGGAGGAUGGCGAAACUACAAAGAAAAUACCUAAGAAGAAACCCGUUCGAGUUGAAGAUACCAGAAGCAAGAAAGAGCAUGUCAAUGUUGUAUUCAUUGGACACGUAGAUGCAGGAAAGUCUACAAUUGGAGGGCAAAUCAUGUCUUUGACUGGGAUGGUGGACAAAAGAACCCUUGAAAAAUAUGAAAGAGAAGCACGAGAAAAGUCAAGAGAAUCUUGGUACUUAUCCUGGGCACUGGAUACUAAUCAAGAAGAAAGGGACAAAGGCAAAACGGUUGAAGUUGGAAGAGCCUAUUUCGAAACAGAAAAGAAGCAUUUUACAAUCCUUGAUGCUCCAGGGCACAAGAGUUUUGUACCAAACAUGAUUGGAGGUGCAGCACAAGCAGACCUUGCUGUCUUGGUCAUAUCUGCACGUAAAGGAGAAUUCGAAACUGGUUUCGACAGAGGGGGUCAAACACGUGAACAUGCCAUGUUGGCUAAGACAGCUGGUGUCAAACACCUAGUGGCACUUGUUAACAAGAUGGAUGAUCCCACAGUGAACUGGGAUGAGAAAAGAUACAAUGAAUGUCGAGACAAAAUCAUGCCAUACCUUAAGAAAUUGGGCUUCAACACAGCUAAAGAUCUCUCAUUUCUUCCUGUAUCAGGCCAAACAGGACAAGGUUUAUUGGAAAGGGUAACGGAAGAGAUCUGCCCUUGGUACCGCGGCCCUUCCUUCAUCCAGCUCAUCGACGAGCUGCCGUCCCUGAACCGCAAAAUGGACGGGCCAUUCAUAAUGCCCGUUGUGGACAAGUAUAAAGAUAUGGGCACCGUGCUUAUGGGCAAGGUGGAGGCCGGCACCACGCGCAAGGGUAGCACCCUGUUCCUCAUGCCUAAUAGGGUUCAAGUAACCGUAGAUCAGCUAUGGUCUGAUGAUAUCGAAGUAACGUCCAUUGGCCCCGGCGAGAAUGUGAAGGUGAAGCUCAAAGGCAUCGAAGAAGAAGAUGUCUCCCCUGGCUUCGUGCUGUGCGAUACUGCCGAGCCUAUCACCACUGGGAGAGUAUUUGAUGCUCAAGUUGUCAUUUUGGAACACAAAUCGAUUAUUUGUGCGGGAUACUCGGCUGUUAUGCACAUACAUUGUGCUGCUGAAGAAGUUACAGUAAAGGCCCUAAUUUGUUUGGUCGACAAGAAGACUGGCGAAAAGUCAAAAACAAGACCACGUUUUGUGAAACAGGAUCAAGUAGCUAUAAUGAGGAUAGAGUGCGCAGGCAUCAUUUGUUUAGAACCCUUCAAAAAGUUUGCUCAAAUGGGCAGAUUCACUCUAAGAGACGAGAAUAAAACUAUUGCUAUCGGCAAGGUCCUAAAAGUGGUUGAGUAAAUGUGGCAGGCACUACGAUUGUAAUUUAGCUAGGAUAGGCCUUUCCAAAACCCUAUAUCAACAGAGAAUGCAUGUAAUAUGUAAUCCUGAUUUUGGGAUCUGUAUCACGUGAGAGCUCGAGUGUAAUGCUUCAAUUCCACUUGAAAAAAAAAACGCAAUUUAUUGAAUAGAACGGCUAGUCCUACGGGAACAUUUGAAUAAUUUAACAGCCACUGCCAUAAACUAACAAGAACGACACGGCGCUUUAAUAUUUGUAAAAAUGACGUCUUUUUUUGUCAUCUUAUUUACUUGGAGAUAUUACAUUCAUGGAUAUGCCAGCCCCGUUUUAUCUUCUAUCAAUGUAUCAAAAAUAAAUGAAAUUAUAUAAAAAGCUUCGUCUUGAAAUCUUUUCUUAAAAGGAAAAACUAACAUUUUACUGGCUGGCUCCGUCCCUCGCAGUGGCUGAUAAUGUUAUAGUUUAUUUAUUUAAUUUUAUACUUUCUUGUGUUUUACUGAAGUAUUAAAGCGUCGCAGUGGUUCCAAUCCGCAGACAUUGAUUUUGAAUAAUUAGCAACGGCAGUAUUUGCAACUCAUCAGCAUCUUUGUUUUUUUUUAGAUAACAUUGAAAUGAACAAUGUUGCCGAUUGUGAUGGAUAAGGCUCUCAUAUAAUUAUUUAUUGUUAGGGAGAUCAUUCGCUUAGCGCCAGUGUGUAGCGAAUUUAAUAUAUAAAUAUGGACGAUUCAUAUGAAGCAGUUGAUGUUAUGAAGGAAUGUCGCUACUCACUGCGUUCACUAGGUAUACUCAACAAUGGUCAUUCUAACAAUCACUAGUGAUUAUAAUGUUUUACAUACUAUGGUUAUAACAGUAGUAUUACUGUUUCCUAUUUUAAAACAAAAUUAUGUUUUAAUUUUAAAUAGUUUGCUAUAUAUUAAAAUAAUAAUACACUUACAGUACAUGUAUUUAUAAAGUAUGAUUUGUAUUUCAGUUUGCCAACUGUUAAGUCAUUUAUAUGAUGUAGUGCAGCAUCGGUUUCGGUAAAAUUUAGUUUGGAAUAUGAAUGUUAUUAUCUGCAAUAUUUUUUAUUGAUUAUGAUGAUAGAUUAUAAUUUAUUUCUUAGUAGCCUAAAUCCCGAGACGAAGCUAUCGUGCUAACAAUUUCUAUCAGAGAAACUAUAUUUUGUACAAGACACAUAAGCUUCAUAUACGUAUGUCGAGUAUUUAUGUAGUAACAAUGAGAGUACUUAUGGAAAGUUGCGCAGAUUAUGUAAAGGUGGUUCGUAUCACAAACGUUAUUCUUAUAACUUCGGCUCAACCUCCGAAUUGUUAUAGUAAUUGUAUAUUAUGGAUUUAUAAAUUUUCAGCUUUUUUAAUGUAAUCAGAUUUACGUCUAGGGGCGACUGUAUAUUAUUAUCAAUAUUUUGUGUAUAUCAGUGGAUGUGAUGUGAGGCGCGCGUUGCCCCCCGCUCGGUCCAGUUAACGAGUCGAGUGGAGACGCUUGCAGUGGAGUAAAGGGCUAGAACCAUUAUCGAAUUUGAAUAGUUGAAUUCGAUCUGAUAUACCGUCAAAUGUGUACUGAUUUUUACUUCUCGUUACAUCUGUUGUGCCGCUGCUGUUUAAGUUUCCAUACAAAAAGAUUAUGCCCUGUUACUAGGAGUGCCGUCCCAAACUUGUAACAAGUUAUGACUCAACAGACAUGUUGUAUUGAUUGUCUUCGAUGAUAUUUAACGUAACGUAAUGAAUUCGAUUUUUCUUUGGCUAAUAUGCCAUCAUUCUGGGGCCUAUCUGCCAGCGUCCCGUACUGAGAGGUCUGCCAGCGUCCCCCACAACGGACGUAACGAGAACUAAAAAUCAGUACACAUUUGAUGUUAUAAAAUAGAUCGAAUUCGAUAAUGGUUCCUGCUACGGGUACUGGACGGCUCCGCGUCGUAGUGCCUUCUGUUGACGCCGCGCCGGCCGCCGGCGGGCCGCGCGCGUCGCCGCACCGAGCGAACACUGGCAGGCUGC
Molecule: messenger RNA, 3960 nt
Organism: Chilo suppressalis (striped riceborer)
Lineage: Eukaryota; Metazoa; Arthropoda; Insecta; Lepidoptera; Crambidae
Source: the annotation of a GenBank genome assembly